Mesorhabditis spiculigera is the source of this 495-nucleotide messenger RNA. Lineage: Eukaryota; Metazoa; Nematoda; Chromadorea; Rhabditida; Rhabditidae. The record is from the annotation of a GenBank genome assembly.
AUGGGUUGCUGCGAAUACAAUCCCGCUUUAAAAACUUGUGCCAUUUUGGUGAUCACCGUCGACACCACGAUCCCAGUCGUGAUCGGCUCCGGGCUGGGCUCGAGUAUGGUAAACUCUUUUGUCUCGAUGGCGUAUUCGGGGGAUAAAGAACAGUUUCGGCUGGUCCGCCUGCGCCUGUCUUUGCCUGCUCUUCUAUCCGGUGAUAUGGCGAUAGGAGUGAUCGUCGUUGUCGGUUCUGUGAUAGCGCUGAUUUGCUGCCUUUGCGGGAUUGUACACUUGAUCACGCCCUUUAAAUGGCUGACCGGAUAUAUUAUUAUGUUUAUUGGGAUGGUAGUAACACUUUUGCUACAAUCCAACUCGAUUUUCUCGUCCUCUCUAACGCCACUGGUGGGAAUUGGCGUUAUUUCAUUGAAAAAGGUCUACCCACUAAGCCCUCGACUCAAACCUCGGAUGGUUCACCUUUGCUUGGGGAUUUAUCGCAGCAAUGUCGGCAGA